AUGUUUUUCCCUUCGACCAACGUUUUCAAUGGUUCUUCCUCGUUCGCAAACGAGCACCCAUUCUCAAUCCAACCUUGUUCCAUUUUCACCCGCACCUGUGAUACUUGCACUCUGAAAGCCACGGACGCGGAUCCCAUCCUAUAUGUCUUCUCCUCGGACAUAACUGUCGUGAGAGAUGAGGCCUUGGGUACGAGUGCCUUGUACAUCAACUUGACCCGGAAACCUGAGAUUGGGUUGGAAGGCAAUCUGGAACGCCAGGGCUGCUUUCUGUACCCGGCAGUUGUUAACUACAGCUUGAGUCUCGACUCUUUGAAUUGGAAAGACGACACUGUUGUUAAGCUUCUGAAGCUAAAUGAACUCGACAUCUUUGAAAUCAUCAACCAAAACCUAUACCAAUCUGCCUCUUUUGCCAGGUACACAGGCAAUCCCAGAGUCUGGACAAUGCAAAGUGCAGGCCUUCUCGCCAACAUCUACUUCGCCACAGACCUCGAUAAUUCCCUCACCGAAGAGCCAGAACACCUGGCGUUCGACGACCCAAUGGACGAACUCAUCAGCUCCUUCCGCGAAAUCGCCCUCCGCAUGUCGGUCAAGGAGGCCCAAGAGAAAAACGAAGGCAAGCUUCGCACGUCAGAGCUAGUUGUGGCGCAGAACAUCUCCUACGUUAGCAAUACUACAAGAGUCCAGUAUGCAACGGACGAAGACGCGUUAGCCCUGGCGGUUGUGAUCAGCUUGAUCGGUCCCGUGGCUACGCUUGUCUUGUUCUGGGGCUUUUGGAGGCUGGGGAGAAAGGUGACGAUGAGUCCUUUGGAGGUGAUCAAUGCGAUGUCCGUUUCGUCGGCCACCGAUGCUCAAGACGGGACAACGGAGGUGGCUCAGAUUUUUGCGGAUUGCAAGAGUAAUGUUGAGGGAGCAGCGGUGGCGGAUUAUGUGCGGAAGAAGGACACUGAAGGAAGCGGAGAGCCAAAGUUGCAGUACGGAGUUGUGGAGGAGACUGGGCGGUUAGGGAUGGUGGUGGUGAAUGGGGUGCUCCCGGACAGGCGGAGGGUGAGGAGGCCGAUGAAGGGGGAGGUGUUGUAG
Messenger RNA from Neurospora tetraspora, 1077 nucleotides. RefSeq lists its product as uncharacterized. NCBI's taxonomy places the organism in Eukaryota, Fungi, Ascomycota, Sordariomycetes, Sordariales, Sordariaceae. The coding region runs from base 1 to 1077 and encodes 358 amino acids. The record is from RefSeq and is a predicted model, not a curated record. The transcript is spliced from 5 exons.